AUGACCAUGUUUAAUGUUAUUGAAUUUCUGCUGCGCCGUGUACAUGCAGACGAGCAAGAGGUACUUCCUCAUAAUUUUCCCGUGUUGUCUAACUUAACCCACUUAGUCCAAUUGAAUUUUUCUUACAUUAGGUCACUUGAUACUCUUGGCUUGGACAAAAACAAAAAUGGCUCCGGGGUGUCGCAGUUUGUGCUUCUGGGCCUGUCAUCUUCCUGGGAGCUCCAGUUAUUUCUCUUCUCGACAUUCUUGUUGGUGUACGUGGUUAUUGUCCUGGGAAACCUUUUGAUAGUGCUGGUCGUCCAGACUGAUGCUCGCCUGCUCCAGUCACCCAUGUACUAUUUUCUACACCAUCUGUCUUUCAUCGACCUCUGUUUGAGCUGUGUCGCUGUGCCCAAAAUGCUAGGAGAUUUCCUACGGAGGGAGAAGGUAAUACCUUUUUCAGGAUGCCUGGCCCAGCUAUUCUUCCUUCACUUCCUGGGAGCCUGUGAAAUGUUCCUGCUGACUGUUAUGGCCUAUGACAGGUAUGUUGCCAUCUGCAACCCUUUGCACUACCUCAGAGUCAUGAAUAGCCACCUGCGUCUUCGGUUGGUGUUUGGCUGCUGGUGUGGAGGUUUCAUUCACUCCAUCACGCAGGUCGUGAUUGUCAUCCGGCUGCCUUUCUGUGGCCCCAAUGAACUGGACAACUUCUACUGUGAUGUCCCACAGGUCGUCAAGCUGGCCUGCAUGGACACUUACUUGGUUGAGGUGCUGAUGGUCUCUAACAGUGGCAUAUUGUCUCUCGCCUGCUUCUUGGUCCUGCUCUUGUCCUAUGCGCUCAUUUUGAUCACUCUGAGAACUCACCUCCACCGGGGCCAGAGCAAAGCACUGUCCACCUGUGCCUCUCACCUCACGGUGGUCAGCCUGAUCUUCGUACCCUGUGUGUUCAUUUACUUGCGGCCUUUCUGCACCUUCUCUGUGGAUAAAGUAGUCUCUGUGUUCUACACAGUGAUCACGCCGAUGCUGAACCCCCUCAUAUAUACGCUCAGAAAUGCAGACAUGAAGAGAGCUAUAGGAAAGCUGAGAAAGAAGCAGGUAGCAUCCCACUGCUUUGGUAAAAGAUGA
This is a messenger RNA of Rattus norvegicus (Norway rat), 1101 nucleotides long. The record is from RefSeq and is a predicted model, not a curated record. NCBI's taxonomy places the organism in Eukaryota, Metazoa, Chordata, Mammalia, Rodentia, Muridae.